Molecule: messenger RNA, 4436 nt
Organism: Malurus melanocephalus (red-backed fairy wren)
Lineage: Eukaryota; Metazoa; Chordata; Aves; Passeriformes; Maluridae
Gene: KCNG1
Product: potassium voltage-gated channel modifier subfamily G member 1
Exons: 4
Coding region: 506-2035 (509 amino acids)
Biological process (GO): potassium ion transmembrane transport; regulation of delayed rectifier potassium channel activity; protein homooligomerization
Cellular component (GO): voltage-gated potassium channel complex; membrane
Molecular function (GO): delayed rectifier potassium channel activity
Source: RefSeq, a predicted model, not a curated record
CCCCGGAGCGGGCGGGGCGCACGGACCCCGCGGCUGCAGCAACAGGUUCUGUCCCUCCGCAGGGAUGGAAGAGAGGGAGCGGCCGUCAUUCCCUGCCGGAGCCGGGCUGGCCGCGCCGCCAGCAGCGGGAGGGGCUCGGCCGCUGCCCGGGACCGCUCGGCUCGUUCCUGCCCUGCCCCGGCCCCGCCGCGGAGGAGGCUGACGGUGCUCCAGGCUCAUCCAUCGGGCUCGCUUUGUGCUGCUCGGGCUUCCCCUGGCCGGCUCCGCCGCUCCCCGCGUCCUGUGGCUGCACGGCGCAGGAUGGAGGCUCGUGUUUCCAGUUUCUUCCGCCUUGCCUAAUCUGAAGGUAUGUACCACUCUUGGUGUGCUUUCUAAACCCCAGCUUGUGCAAGGAAGGGUUCUGUGGCUCAGCAAGCAGCCCUAGCAGGGGGUUAUCCCUGGGCUGCACAUCCAAGGGAGAAGACACUUGCAGAAGCAGCGAAGGGAUGCAAAGCUGUCUUCCAAGAUGACUCUUAUGCCUGGAGAAAAUUCCGACUAUGACUAUAGCGCCCUGAGCUGUACUUCCGAUGCUUCCUUCAACCGCAGGUUCUUUCCAGAGUCUGAAACCCUCAAGGGAGUGUUUUACCAAAGAGCCAGGCUCAUCCACCCUCAGGAGGAUCUCCUCAAAGGCUUCCACCCCGACGAUCGGAAGCGUCACAUAAUUAUAAACGUGGGGGGCAUCAAGUACCUGCUCCCCUGGACCACGCUGGACGAGUUCCCCUUGACACGGCUGGGACAGCUCAAGUUCUGCACCAAUUUUGACGACAUUCUGAACAUCUGUGAUGAUUACGACGUGACGUGCAAUGAGUUCUUCUUCGACCGCAACCCAGGGGCGUUCAGGACAAUCCUGACCUUCCUGCGGGUCGGAAAACUCCGGCUCUUGCGAGAGAUGUGCGCGCUGUCUUUCCAGGAGGAGCUGCUCUACUGGGGCAUUGAGGAAGACAACUUGGACUGGUGUUGUAAAAGGAGAUACCUGCAAAAAAUGGAGGAGCUGACAGAGAUAAAUGAACGGGAGGAUGACCUCCUAGAAAAUGAAACAACAGGUGAAACAGUAGAGGAGACAAAAAUUGGUUUGUGCAUGAAAAAGUUGCARGACAUGGUGGAAAGGCCCCAGUCUGGCCUUCCUGGAAAGGUGUUUGCGUGUUUGUCUGUUUUGUUUGUAACUAUUACAGCAGUGAACUUAUCCAUCAGCACCAUGCCUGACCUGAGGGAGGAGGAGGAAAAGGGUGAGUGCUCCCAGAUGUGCUACAAUAUUUUCAUUGUGGAGUCCGUGUGUGUGGCAUGGUUCUCCCUGGAGUUCCUGCUCAGAUUCAUCCAGGCCAAGAGCAAAUUCGCCUUUUUGCGGAGGCCCCUGACGCUGAUCGACAUCAUCGCCAUCCUGCCCUACUACAUCACGCUGCUGGUGGACACGGGCUCCGAGGGCUCCAAGAAGCCCAGCUCGGGGAACAUCUACCUGGACAAGGUGGGGCUGGUGCUGCGGAUCCUGCGGGCGCUGCGCAUCCUCUACGUGAUGCGGCUGGCGCGGCACUCGCUGGGGCUGCAGACGCUGGGGCUGACGGCGCGCCGCUGCACGCGCGAGUUYGGGCUGCUGCUGCUCUUCCUCUGCGUGGCCAUCGCGCUCUUCGCGCCCCUGCUCUACGUCAUCGAGAACGAGAUGGCCGACUCGCAGGAGUUCACCAGCAUCCCCGCCUGCUACUGGUGGGCCGUCAUCACCAUGACCACSGUGGGUUAYGGGGACAUGGUGCCCCGSAGCAUCCCCGGGCAGGUGGUGGCUCUGAGCAGCAUCCUGAGCGGCAUCCUCCUGAUGGCGUUCCCCGUCACCUCCAUCUUCCACACCUUCUCGCGCUCCUACCUGGAGCUGAAGCAGGAGCAGGAGAGGCUCAUGUACAGGAGAGCGCAGUUCCUGCUGAAAGCCAAGUCGCAGAUGAGCAAUGAGUCACAAGGCAGCGAGGUUUUGUUCACCACUCUCUCCUCCGAGGCCAGGGACAAUGAAUGAAAUUUAUGGUACUGUUUCUCCUGCUGUCGCUGUAUCCGAUUCCACCAUUGAAUUUGCUCUGAAGCGUCUUAGGAAGGUAAUCCUCAGAUUAAAAUGAACAAAAGGAGCUGUAACCAGGAACUGAUGUGGUUUAAGAAGUCUGUUAUUAUGCUGUUCCUCUCUCCCCCCCAUAUAAUGUAUAGGGCAGUAUUUUCACUGAAAUAAUGCAGUGGGAUUUAAAGAAUUAAAACUUCUCUGGCAACAACAAAAAAAAAAAAAAGCAACAUAUAAUUACACACUURACAGGCUGUUUUGCCAUUUGUAAUACACGUUUUUCCAACCGAAUCACAAUGUAUAUAAUCAUUAAACAGGCUACCAUUUUUCUUGUUCMUCUUGUAUAUAAAUAAUGUAAAUACAACAGAAUUAAUGGCUAAAUUCUCUCCCARUAACACGCCCUAGAGCGUGAUGGAAAUAACCACAGACGUUUGUCCCAUUGUGCUUUUACAAAAACGUCAAGUGAGACUCGUCACUCACCACAGAACCAUCUAUUUCUUUGCAAGUCAGCCCUAAACACAGCAGAACAGAAGAAUCGAGCUGUUUAUAGCAUAACCCUGCUAAAGACGUAAAUACUCAGAGCGCACCAGCUUCAAAAUUUAAUUGCCAUUACAGCAUUGAUCCGAUGCCAUCGAAUGCAACAUUCCAAGGAACAAAGCCUUGGAGUUUUGUAGCACUUAAUAUUAUUACCAAGAGGUGACUAGCUGCAAAUGCAAUGAAAUAUGCAUGAGGAGAUGCCAGCCGUUCCCCACCAUCUGUUCCCAGCUUCACUUUCCCUCAGCUCUGGAAGGGAACUGGGGAAGGGUCGUUUCCAGGGACCCUCAGCACUGCUGGGCAAACUGGGGCCACCCCUUCCCGUGGAGCUCCUGAUUCCGUAACAGGAGCAGGAAAUCUGUGCCCGUGGGAAGCUGCCAGUGAGGAAAAGAGAAAAUAAGAUUURAGUCAUGGAGGGGGGCCACUGACAGAUUUGUGCUUCGCUGUCCUCCCUCAGGAGGGACUCAAGACAGGAUUAACUUUAUCUUUGCCAUCCUUACGCACGUGGUGGAUUUUAAAUAAGGAAAGAUUUUAAAGGAAGAAGGGGAAGAUUUUCAAUAGGGCAGGAAAAGCAAUGGAGAUCCUAAAGCACAAGCACGUUUUCUUCACCCACACAGGUUUUUUGGUGCAGUUCUCUGCUGAAGUUGGGAGCCCAGGGGUCUGUGGCACACUCAGGUUUGGCACAGAUUUCUGGGCAGGUCAUUGACUGACCCCUGUUUAUUUUAGAGGGAAUGACCCUGACUUUUGUAACAGCUCAGGAAAAAAAAAACUCCAGAACUUAAAAAAAAUAAUUAAAUCCACCUGUUUGAUUUAAUGUAUGCUUAGAAGUAAAGAAAAGAUGAUUUAAAGAGUUUCACCUAUUUUCCACUCUUUUUUAGUAAAAUGACUUAUUGGCAGGUAAGAGCUUGGGGAAUUUAGAAGUCCCCACCACAUUGACCAAUGUUUCUUUAUCUUAAUUUUCAGAAAUACUAUUUCUUAUUGGCAUUUCUGGAGCAGGUUAUGAGAAAUGUCAGAAUGCAUAAUGGUUUUAUGAUUUAAAUUAAGGCCAAGGACACAACGUUGUCCUUCCAGAAAAGGGAGGCUUGCUGUCCUUCCUUCCAGCAAGCCCACAGCAUGCUGAUUUUCUUUUCAAAUGUCUUUAAAAUAUAAUUUGAAGCUGUUCUGAUGUGCUUGUUCCUGAAGGAAAAUUCCAAAACUUUUUAAAAUGCACUUUACAAAUAAUUAGGGCUCUAGCAUUCUCCAGCCUGUGGUAGGRAAAUGUGCUUAUGGAACUUUACUGCAGAGUGCUAAAACACCCAGACUAAACUSUUGGCAAUUAAUUCUGUGCCAAAGCUGCAAAUGAACCAGCUUUUCACUCUUGUUCUUCAUCUUUAAUUAGAGUUGGACAAAAAACAGGAACAUCGUGACAAAAAUUUCUUCUCCCCAUUUUUUUUUUCCAUUUCAGAACUGUUUGAUCAUCUGGAGCAUUGGCUCCAGCACAAGUGCUAUACAUCUUCUACCUUUGUGUCAGCGUUCGUUAUAAAAAGAACUGGUAAUUAGAUUAGUCCUGUGAGCAACAGUUGCUUAUCUAAGAAUGUGUUUGACAGGCUGAGCCAUAAAUAAGAAGCUGUACAUGAAUAUAAGGAGAAAUCAAGACUUACCAAAUAAAACCUAAGCUCAUUUCCAUGUUCUGCGAGCUGAUAAAUGCUACAGGGCAAUCCAUUUCCUGUCUUURCAUUAAUGCUCAUUUAUUUCAUGUAUCACUUUAUUUUUUUUUUUUUAUCCCAGAACUAGAGCUUGAUUCUAAAGCCCUUGUCCAGAAGAAAUAAAUUCAAAGUAUCACGCUGGAGCUGGG